Neogale vison (American mink) is the source of this 1892-nucleotide messenger RNA. RefSeq names its product perilipin 3 (gene PLIN3). Gene Ontology annotation, cellular component: lipid droplet; cytosol. Lineage: Eukaryota; Metazoa; Chordata; Mammalia; Carnivora; Mustelidae. The coding region runs from base 83 to 1387 and encodes 434 amino acids. The record is from RefSeq and is a predicted model, not a curated record. The transcript has 8 exons. Gene Ontology annotation, biological process: lipid storage; positive regulation of triglyceride storage.
CGGUCGAAGUGCGUUCGUGCCGCUGACCGCGGGAGGACCCUCACAGCCCACCUGUCCGCCCCAGGGCCUGCUUCACAGAACCAUGUCUACCAACGGCACAGAAGCCACCGCCAACACCCAGGCGACAGGAGAAGAACCGGUCCAGCAGCCCAGCGUGGUGGACCGCGUGACCACCAUGCCCCUCAUCAGCUCCACCUGCAACAUCGUGUCCGCCGCCUACACCUCCACCAAGGAGAGCCACCCCCACGUCAAGACUGUGUGCGACGCGGCCGAGAGGGGCGUGAAGACCCUCACCGCGGCGGCCGUCAGCGGGGCCCAGCCCAUCCUCUCCAGGCUGGAGCCACAGAUCGCCUCGGCCAGUGAAUACGCCCACAGGGGUCUGGACAAGCUAGAGGAGAACCUGCCCAUCCUGCAGCAGCACACGGAGAAGGUUUUGGCUGACACCAAGGAGCUCGUCUCGUCCAAGGUGUCGGGGGCCCGAGAAGCCGUGUCCAGCGCCAAGGACACAGUGGCUACGCGAGUGACGGGGGCGGUUGACAUGACCCGGGGUGCCGUGCAGACUGGUGUGGAUGCGACCAAAUCCGCAGUGACCAGCGGCGUCCAGUCAGUCAUGGGCUCCCGUGUGGGCCAGAUGGUGCUGAGCGGGGUGGACACGGUGCUGGGCAAGUCGGAGGAGUGGGUGGACAACCACCUGCCCAUGACGGAUGCUGAGCUGGCCCGCCUCGCCACGUCCCUGGAGGGCUUCGACAUCGCGUCGGUGCAGCAGCAGCGGCAGGAGCAGAGCUACUUCGUGCGCCUGGGCUCCCUGUCGGAGCGGCUGCGCCAGCGGGCCUACGCGCACUCGCUGGGCAAACUGCAGCUCACGCGCCAGCGUGCGCAGGAGGCGCUGGUGCAGCUGGCGCAGGCGCUCAGCCUGAUGGAAAAUGUCAAGCAAGGAGUCGAUCAGAAGCUGGUGGAGGGCCAGGAGAAACUACACCAGAUGUGGCUCAACUGGAACCAGAAGGAGCUCCAGGGCACAGAGGCGAACCCAGCCAAACUAGAGCAGGUGGAGACCCGGACGCUCACCAUGUUCCGCGACAUCACACAGCAGCUGCAGAGCACCUGCGCCUCGCUGGGCUCCAGCAUCCAGGGGCUGCCCAGCCACGUGAAGGACCAGGUGCAGCAGGCCCACCGCCACGUGGAGGACCUCCAGGCCACCUUCGCGGGCAUCCAUUCCUUCCAGGACCUUUCCAGUGCGAUCCUGACACAGAGCCGGGAGCAGGUGGCCAAGGCCCGAGAAGCGCUUGACCACAUGGUUGAGUACGUGGCCCAGAACACGCCCAUCACGUGGCUGGUGGGACCCUUCGCCCCGGGUAUCGUUGAGAAAGCCCCGGAAGAGAAGAAGUAGGACGGGAAGGAGGGACUUAGUCUCCCCCGGAGGGGCGGGCCCGAGCCCUGCGCCUGAGCCCUGCACCCCCCGCCCCAGCCCAUCUCUGCUGCCACCUGGGAAGCUGGAAACUGACCCGUCCUUACCCCUCCCUGCGCUCAGAGGCAGCGCGGCCUGAGCCUCACCUCCUCGGUCAUCGGGGAAGUUUCCAGAAAAAAAAAUGCUUUUUAGGAGGUCCUCCGUCUCCCUGGUUUCUUUUUUCUUAAAAAACCGGGGACAAAUCAAAAACAACAACAAAAAAAAACAGGGACAGAUUUCUUCUAUCCCAGCCUCCUUUUCUAAAUCACACCCCUGGAUAGCGGCCUUUAACUAACAGGCUUGGGACUUCUGGCCUCUGAAGUGGGGGAUGGGAUGGAGGCAGAGCCGCUGUGGCCCGUCCUAGAGGAGAUGGGGACUGAGGUCGGCCUGACUGGCGGUAGGCGCGGGGGGCUUCAGCAUUGCCUUAAUAAAUUUUACCUGCAGCUAA